Lepus europaeus (European hare) is the source of this 1191-nucleotide messenger RNA. RefSeq names its product phosphatidylinositol-4-phosphate 5-kinase like 1 (gene PIP5KL1). NCBI's taxonomy places the organism in Eukaryota, Metazoa, Chordata, Mammalia, Lagomorpha, Leporidae. The record is from RefSeq and is a predicted model, not a curated record. Gene Ontology annotation, molecular function: phosphatidylinositol kinase activity. The coding region runs from base 1 to 1191 and encodes 396 amino acids. The transcript is spliced from 10 exons. Gene Ontology annotation, biological process: phosphatidylinositol metabolic process.
AUGGCCGCGCCGAGCCCCGGGCCCCGCGAGGUGCUGACCCCCUCCCCAGAGGCUGGACACAGAACAGCCGCCUUGCGCUCCAGCCGCUGUGGGCUCCUCUGGCGCCUACGGGACAAGCAGGCUCGCCUGGGUCUGUUUGAGAUCGGCCCAGGACAUGAGCUGCAUGGGCUAACAUGUAUGAUGCAGGCAGGGCUGUGGGCUGCCACCCAGGCUGCCAUGGACCACCCGCCCACGGGGCUGCCCACCCAGGAGGACUUCUCCGAGGUCCUGACCCAGGUUCACGAGGGCUUCGAGCUGGGCACUCUGGCGGGCCCCGCCUUCGCCCGGCUGCGCCGCUCGCUCGGCCUGGCGGAGGAGGACUACCAGGCGGCGCUGGGCCCCGGGGGGCCCUACCUGCAGUUCCUCAGCACCUCCAAGAGCAAGGCCAGCUUCUUCCUGUCCCACGACCAGCGCUUCUUCCUGAAGACCCAGCGGCGCCGCGAGGUGCGGGUGCUGCUCGCCCACCUGCCCCGCUACGUCCAGCACCUGCAGCGGCACCCGCACUCGCUGCUCGCUCGCCUCCUGGGAGUGCACAGUCUGCGGGUGGCCCAGGGCAAAAAGAAAUACUUCAUCAUCAUGCAGAACGUCUUCUACCCCGCCGGCCGCAUCUCCGAGCGGUAUGACGUCAAGGGCUGCCAGGUGAGCCGCUGGGUGGAGCCGGGCCCCGCGGGCAGCGCCGUGGUCCUGGUGCUGAAGGACCUCAACUUCCAGGACAAGACGAUGGAGCUGGGCCCCCAGCGGAGCUGGCUUCUCCGCCAGAUGGAACUGGACACCGCCUUCCUGCGCGAGCUCAACGUGCUGGACUACAGCCUGCUGCUGGCCCUGCAGCGCCUGCGCGAGGACGAGCGGGGCCAGGCCGGCAGCCUCGUCUUCCGCGUGGCCAGGUCCGUGCAGGGGGCGCAGAGCCCGGAGGCGCCGGGAGCCCAGAACCGCAGGCUGCUUCCCGACGGCCCCAACGCCCUGCACAUCCUGGACGGCCCGGAGCAGCGCUAUUUCCUGGGCCUCGUGGACCUGGUCACGGUGUACGGGCUCCGCAAGCGGCUGGAGCACCUGUGGAAGACGCUGCGCUACCCGGGCCGCACCUUCUCCACCGUCAGCCCCGCGCGCUACGCCCGCCGCCUGUGCCAGUGGGUGGAGGCGCACACCGAGUGA